AUGACCAAGUCCACCGAAGCGAACCGAGAUAUUUAUUACCGCAAGGCCAAGGAGGUGGGCUUCCGCGCGCGCUCGGCCUUCAAGCUGCUGCAGUUGGACGAGCAGUUCGACUUCCUGCGCCACGUGCAGCGCGCCGUGGACCUGUGCGCGGCGCCCGGCAGCUGGAGCCAGGUACUGAGUCGCAAGCUGUACGACGCCAGCAACGUGCAGAGCGCAGACAGCGGCGACGUGCGCGUCGUGUCCGUGGACCUGCAGGAGAUGGCGCCGAUCGCCGGCGUGCAGCUGCUGCAGGGCGACAUCACGUCCAAGCGCACGGCCGAGCAGAUCAUCGGCCACUUCCACGGCGCCAAGGCGCAGGUGUUAGUGAGUGACGGCGCGCCCGACGUCACGGGCGUGCACGACAUCGACGAGUUCGUGCAGGCGGAGCUGCUCGCGGCGGCGCUCAACAUCACCACGCACGUGCUGGAGGAGGGCGGCUCAUUCGUGGCCAAGAUCUUCCGCUGCGAGCAGUACGAUCUGCUGGCGACGCAGCUCAGUGUUUUCUUCGAGAGCGUGUCCUGCUCCAAGCCCAUGAGCAGUCGCGCGCAGAGUAACGAGGCCUUCGUGGUGUGCCAGGGCUUCCGACUGCCCGAGAAGUACACGCCCGUCAUGACGUCGUAUUUGCUGCCGCGGUACGGACUGGAGGAGGGCGAGGCGCAUGACCCGCUGUUGAUUCCGUUCCUUGCCAGUGGAGACCUGUGUGGAUACGACGACGCCCAGCAGUUCUACUAA
This is a messenger RNA of Phytophthora sojae, 771 nucleotides long. RefSeq names its product putative ribosomal RNA methyltransferase. NCBI's taxonomy places the organism in Eukaryota, Oomycota, Peronosporomycetes, Peronosporales, Peronosporaceae. The coding region runs from base 1 to 771 and encodes 256 amino acids. The record is from RefSeq and is a predicted model, not a curated record. Gene Ontology annotation, biological process: cytoplasmic translation; tRNA methylation. Gene Ontology annotation, cellular component: cytoplasm. The transcript has 2 exons. Gene Ontology annotation, molecular function: tRNA methyltransferase activity.